Messenger RNA from Musa acuminata AAA Group (dessert banana), 1490 nucleotides. Its product is annotated as ethylene-responsive transcription factor 12-like. Lineage: Eukaryota; Viridiplantae; Streptophyta; Magnoliopsida; Zingiberales; Musaceae. The record is from RefSeq and is a predicted model, not a curated record. The transcript has a single exon. Bases 732 to 1238 code for a protein of 168 amino acids. Gene Ontology annotation, molecular function: DNA binding; DNA-binding transcription factor activity. Gene Ontology annotation, biological process: regulation of DNA-templated transcription.
UGUGACGCGUUCAAAUACGUUGUUAUACUAACCCUAGACGGUAAUGUUGUACCGAGGUAAAAGCAUUUAUAAAGAUCCAAGUGGCCGCUCUACCUCUUCAUGCAACUCCUCUGAAAACGUUGUACGCAGGACGUAGCUGUUCCCCGUCCCAAGACAGCCCGACGCUGUUCUCUUUCCUCGCCGCAGCCACCCACAGGGAGCUUUUUACCCUUCUUCCUGGACCUCUCUCUCGCUCUCUCCAUGUCUAUUUGUCUCGUUCUCUUUGGGAAGCCUAUUUGCAAAGGAAGCAAUACGUGCAGCUACGUAGAAGAAACGAAAAAGUAAUUAAGGAUGCUGGCAGGCGCCGCUCCGCUCCUCAGUCCGUACGGUCAGUGGGGGACGAGACAGCGAGAGAUGGAAGAGCGAGUAGCGCAAGGGGGUGAGAGACCGCACGCCUGUACCCGCUUCUCAAGAUGUGGUAGGGCUGACGCGAGGCUCACAUGAGGUCGCUGCGACACGUCAAAUCAUGCGGCGGCUCACCUCUCUCUUCCCCUUCCCCUCUUAUUGAGUUGUACCUGUCUCUUCGAAGACAGCAGCAGCAGCGGUGUAGGUGAGCAGGAAACAUCGGUGGCCAAAACCCAUACACAUACACGCAUCUCUCUGUCGCUCUCUCGGUCGCUGUUUCCUUCUUCUGUUCAUGAGGAUUGUAGAGGAGUAACGUUGCGGUGGGAACCUGUGAGACGGCAAGGAGAAUGGAGGGGACGAGGUCAGGAGGAGAAAGGAAGCAGCAGCAGCAGCACUACAGGGGGGUGAGAAAGAGACCGUGGGGGCGAUACGCGGCGGAGAUACGGGACCCGUGGAGGAAGGCGCGGGUGUGGCUCGGCACCUUCGACACCCCCGUGGAGGCCGCCCUCGCCUAUGACCGCGCGGCUCGGUCUCUGCGGGGAAUCAAGGCCAAGACCAACUUCCCCCACCAGUUCGCGCCAGCCCCCCCGCCUCCGCCAAACCCUCCGCCCUCCUUCGCAGCCGCUCUCGACCUCAACCACCCAUCCUUGCACCUCUGGCUCGGCCCAACCCCACCCUCGCCAUCGCCACGUUCUCCACCGCCGUCAACCAAGCUGGCCUUGGGAGCGUUCGUGCCUCGAGAGCCUCCGGCUGCUGCCACCUCGUUCUACGCCGUCUCUGCCGGGGGCUUACCGUUGGAUCUCAACGAGCCACCGCCGCAGCUGGCGCCUGCCUUAUCGCCACUCUUCAAUUGAGCAGCCUUCCUCUGAUAUGCUAGCAUUAAUAUGCUCUGCUGAUCUGAUCCGUGCAUGUGAUAUCUUUCUCUUGUUAUUUACGCUUUCUUUCUUCUUCUACUCGUUUUAAGAUUCUUGACGUAGGUUUCGGAGAAGAACAGUAGGGAAAGUAGCAAGCAUGCACCUAAAAAAUCCAUCCAGCUGUAUAUACUUGAUGUUUAAGUGCGUCUUCUCGAAUCCUUUUCCUUCAAGGAUAGUUUUAUGUGGUCGAUC